GUCCUCAAGCUGUUGAACAACGGGACUUCGUGAAAUGAAUUAAAAAUACCAAACGCGGGAGGGCUAAUUUUCUGUUCGCCCACCGCCACGGAUAUUAAUGGAGUGUCUCAGUCGUUAACUCGGCGUGUCGCAGGGCUGUUGGCUCUCCGGGUGGGCUCGGAGGCCCCGAAGACGGUGCUCGGAGUGACAGCCCUGUUAAAAGAAGCAGAAGGCUGCCUCCUCUUUAUCUUGUUGGCUAGCCACCUAAGCUAGCUUCCUAGACAGCGCCAAGGGGAGUCGAGGAAAAGAACAAAGUACAAAGGGGGGGAAAAGCGCACCAUCUGAAAAGGACACAUUGACAACCCCGGAAAGAGUGAAAUUCAACCUGGACAAGAGAUGGCACACCUACGAGACAUGCAAAACCAGCAGAAUUCCCGGUUGGAUCCUGAGGAGUACUUCACCAAGCAAGAGCGCAUUGGCAAGGGAUCCUUUGGGGAGGUCUACAAAGGCAUCAACGACCGCACCAAGGAGGUGGUGGCCAUUAAAAUCAUCGACUUAGAGGAGGCGGAGGACGAGAUUGAAGACAUUCAGCAGGAAAUCACAGUACUGAGCCAGUGUGAUAGUCCCUUUGUGACCAAGUAUUAUGGCUCGUACCUCAAGGGAACCAAGCUGUGGAUUAUCAUGGAGUAUUUAGGUGGAGGAUCUGCCCUGGAUCUGCUGCGUCCAGGACCUCUUGAAGAGACGUACAUUGCCACGAUAUUGCGGGAAAUCCUCAAGGGGCUGGAGUAUUUGCACUCUGAAAGGAAAAUUCACAGAGACAUUAAAGCUGCCAACGUGCUGCUGUCCGAGCAGGGCGAAGUGAAGCUGGCCGAUUUCGGGGUGGCGGGACAGUUGACUGACACUCAGAUUAAGAGGAAUACAUUUGUGGGCACACCCUUCUGGAUGGCGCCCGAGGUCAUCAAGCAGUCGGCGUACGACUUCAAGGCUGACAUUUGGUCACUUGGAAUCACAGCCAUUGAACUGGCCAAAGGCGAACCUCCCAACUCGGAUUUACACCCCAUGAGGGUCCUCUUCCUUAUUCCCAAAAACACUCCCCCCACCUUGGAAGGCGCUUACAGCAAGCCCUUUAAAGAGUUUGUGGAGGCUUGUCUCAAUAAAGACCCUCGUUUUCGGCCGACAGCCAAAGAGCUGCUGAAGCACAAGUUCAUCACGCGUUACACCAAGAAGACGGCCUACCUGACUGAACUGAUCGACCGCUACCGCCGCUGGAAAUCCGAGGGUCACGGGGAGGAGUCCAGCUCGGACGACUCUGAUAUGGACGCUGAUGGUGAUGUGGAUUCGUGCCCCAUGUGGACCUUCCCCACAGUCAGACCAAACUCUUUGAAUAAGUUACAGAAGGGCUACACACAUACUGACUCAGAGUCAGGAGAUUCUGUGAAAAGGCAACCCAAGUCGCAGUGCUUGUCAGCCUUGGUCACGCCCAUUUUCAGAGAGCUGAAGGAGAAGCGGCGAGCGAGCGGCGGCGGAGUCGGCGCCAUUGAGGAGCUGGAGAACGCCUUCAACCUGGCGGAAGAAUCCUGUCCGGGCAUCUCCGACCGCCUCGUCACACACAUGAUGGAGAGAGUGUGCAGGUUUUCUUUAAACGGAAACACCACACCAUCUUCUCGAUGAAAACAACAUGAAUGUUUAACCCUCCCCCAGCCAACAAA
Messenger RNA from Hippocampus comes (tiger tail seahorse), 1688 nucleotides. RefSeq names its product serine/threonine kinase 25b (gene stk25b). The transcript is spliced from 11 exons. Bases 376 to 1650 code for a protein of 424 amino acids. The record is from RefSeq and is a predicted model, not a curated record. Gene Ontology annotation, biological process: protein phosphorylation. Gene Ontology annotation, molecular function: ATP binding; protein serine/threonine kinase activity. Lineage: Eukaryota; Metazoa; Chordata; Actinopteri; Syngnathiformes; Syngnathidae. Gene Ontology annotation, cellular component: Golgi apparatus; cytoplasm.